Molecule: messenger RNA, 4191 nt
Organism: Chelonia mydas (Green sea turtle)
Lineage: Eukaryota; Metazoa; Chordata; Testudines; Cheloniidae
Gene: B4GALT3
Product: beta-1,4-galactosyltransferase 3
Exons: 8
Coding region: 459-2084 (541 amino acids)
Biological process (GO): carbohydrate metabolic process; galactosylceramide biosynthetic process
Molecular function (GO): glycosyltransferase activity
Source: RefSeq, a predicted model, not a curated record
ACGUCACCACUGACCCCGCCCACCAGCCGAGCUCGCCUUUCCCAAGAUGGCGGCGGCGGCGGCGGCGUCCCUGGCUGCUGGGCGGUGCUGAGGGACCCGCCGCCCCCGGGACGCAGCGCGCGGAGAGCGGGGCGCAGCACCCCAACGCAGGAUCGGACGUCAUCCCGGCACGUUUCCAGCUUGAUGCAGAGACUGAAGAUCUCCUUACAGGGAGCAGAUCAGUGAUGUGACGGAGUGAGGGCAAAGGCAAGGCCAGCGGAACUCCUCAAUGGAAACUCCCUUCUCUUCAUUUUGCACCCAGCCCCCUCAUAGGUCGUCCUUACAGGGUGCGGGACUCCAUCCUGAGAAGCACGGAUGCUGAAAAAGAUUUGGGGGUUGUGGUGGAUAAUCAGCUGAAUCACCAGCUAGAGACGCCACCUGGCACUGCUUGCGGGGGAGGAGAGCUCUCUCCUGACAUCAUGAUCCGGAGACUCCUGGACCGGCCCUGCACCUUGGCCCUGCUCAUUGGCUUCCAGUUUGCCUUCAUGGUGUACUUCUCCUUCGGUGGCUUCCGGAACCUGACCUCCAUCUUCGGGCGUGACUUGAACCCCGUCUUUGACUACUCCCGCACUCGGGAUGUAUACACCAACCUGAGUCAUCUCCUACCCCGGCCACCUCCAGGCAGCAGCCCCACGGGGUCCCUGCCCUACUGCCCUGAGCGCUCACCCUACCUCAUUGGCCCCCUGACUGUGGGCUUCAGUCAGGUGCCGACGCUGAAGCAGAUCGUGGAGAAGAACCCGGCGGUGAGGGAAGGGGGCAGAUACCGGCCCGUGACCUGCGAGCCCCGUUCCCGUACCGCUGUGAUCAUCCCCCACCGCAACCGGGAGACACACCUGCGUCACCUGCUCUACUACCUGCACCCCUUCCUGCAGCGCCAGCAGCUGCAGUACGGCAUCUAUGUCAUCCACCAGGCUGGGAACUCCACCUUCAACCGGGCCAAGCUGCUGAACGUGGGGGUGAAGGAGGCUCUGAGGGACGAGGAGUGGGACUGCCUUUUCCUGCACGACGUCGACCUCAUCCCCGAGAACGACCACAACCUGUACACCUGCGACCCCUGGAGCCCCAAGCACGUCUCCAUCGCCAUGAACAAGUUCGGCUACAGCCUCCCGUAUGCCCAGUACUUCGGCGGCGUGUCAGCGCUCACCCCAAAUCAGUAUCUGAAAAUGAAUGGUUUCCCCAAUGAGUACUGGGGCUGGGGUGGGGAGGACGACGACAUUGCCACCAGGGUGCGUCUGGCUGGCAUGAAGAUCUCGCGCCCCCCCGUAUCGGUCGGCCACUACAAGAUGGUGAAGCACAAAGGUGACCAGGGCAACGAGGAGAACCCGCACCGGUUUGACCUGCUGAUCCGGACGCAGAGGAUGUGGACACAGGAUGGCAUGAACUCUCUCACCUACACGCUGCUGGCCAAGGAGCUGCACCCUCUGUACACCAACAUCACCGCUGACAUCGGGACCAACCCCCGGGCGCUGAAGGGCAGGAAGGGGUCUGUGCCCGGCUUCGGGGGGCAGAAAUACAAGACUGGGACCAACCAUGAGUUCAGGCAGGAAAUGCUGCGCAAAACACAUCCUGCCAAUCUCCCCUGGCCCAUGGCAAACUGGGUGGAGCAGCCCCCACCCCUGCCCCAGAGGUCUGGACAGGAUGCUGGCCGGGGAGCGCCCACAGCCCCCGCCACACAGAGCAAGAGGCCUGGAGCCGCAGCAGGCCAGCUGGGGGGCAGGGAAGGGGCUGCAUGGGCCAGCACCCAGAAGAAGGCCCAGGGGGGAGCUGUGGACAGCUCUGGGUCUCAGCGCGGAGCAGGAGCCCCUUGGCCCAGGGGAGCUGCUCAGGGCACCCAGCCGAGUCCCAGCAUCCUUCCACAGAGCCCUGAUGCAUUGCCGCACAGCCAGGAGACCUUGGGCAAGGGGAAGCCUGAGUCUGGGGCAAUGGAUUUGGGUGGGGCUGAGAAUGCGGGGAGCAGUGCCCCACAGGCCCUGACACAAGGGCAGCUCCCCAAGGGCCCCCAGACACAGUGGGACAAUCAGACCUUCCUGCAGAGCACCCUCUAACCAGAGGGCCCUGGACAUCAGGCAUGGGGUGGGGCAGCCACAGAUUCGCUGUGUGAGCUGGGCCCUUCCCAGCUCCUCGAACAAACCCCAUGGAUCACAGUGAACUGGAGGCCCUGGCCCUGUGCUGCUCCCAAGUGCUAGGCUGGGCUGAGAGGCCUGGCACCCAGGAGCUCCUUCCCAGGCCAGGAGUGGACAAGUCUGCAGGGUGGGCCACGUGUGAGCUGAGCCUGGUAGGUCUUGGGCCUGUUCACAGUGGCACAGGGCCCAUCAGCCAGCUUGCUCCUACUGCUGGCACCUUUGCAGCCUCAGCACAGGCUGUGGCUUGGUGUCCCCCAGCCUGGGCUGGGAGGCAGAGAAGGUUGGCCUAUUGCUGGCUGUGUUAGCCCAGGGAACCAUCCUGCUGGGGCAGUAGAUGGGGGCAGAACCUGGUAGCACAGAGGGCAGUGGGUAAUUUACAGGAAGGGGGCCAAGCGGGUUGUGCUGGUAUCUGCUGCCUCUUCGUAAUGGGGCUCUAACCCAUGGGUGUGGUUACAGUGGGUCCCACUGAGCCUCCUGCAGGUGGAACAGCUGCAAUCAGUUCUGGCAUGCUGCUUGGGAGAAGCAGGUGCUCUGGUGCCAUGGGCACUAGCUGGCUCAGGGCCUGGGGUAGAGCUGAGCAGUAGCACCCCCCCCCCCCACACCUGUGGGCUCUAGAAUCCUGUUGCCAGUGGGGUGUUCAAUCCAAGUGCUGUUCACUGUAGUAGGUUCUUACAGAGCCCAGGAGCCGAGCCCUGCCCCCCCCUUGUGGUCAUGUCCUCAGGGGAACUCCUUGAGCCUCAACACUUCCCCUGCUGCUUGGCUCCUGAGGACAAGCUGAACCCAAAUCCCUGUGCUGUAGGUGGGACAAGCUCAUGUCUUCCCACCAGACUAGUGCCCCUUCCCCAGCCUGACCUAUGCUGGCUGUGAGGAGGGCCUAGAACUUCCUCUGCUGUACUGGAGAGAGCCUGCAUCUGACCAGCCUGCCUGGGCCAAUCAUGAACUGCAGCGGGGCCCCAGGCUGCUCAUAGCACCCACUGCUCUGUGUGGCUCUGGGCAUUGUGUGGAGCUGGUGGCAGGGCCUUUGUCCCUGAAUUGGGUGUUUGCAGUGUGCCCUGGCCAGGCUGCUGAGUGGGGCACUGGGAUUUUGGGGGGGGGGGGACAGGGAAGAGGUUGGGCUCAGCUCUGACCCUUUUCCCUGGAGUUGUCAGCGCUUUGGUGCUGGAUUUACACACCACAUUGGUCUCCAGCUGCUGUGUUAAUCCUCUGCAGGUGGGAGGCAGGCCCUGUACCCUGAGGGGAAGCACUCCUGGAGGUGGGCAGCACUGUGCUCUCCCAUGGGAGGGUGGGGACAGGGAGACUUGCCUUCCUCCUUUCCUGGGGGCUAGUACUCACCUUGUGCCUGACUCCCCUGCCCUGUCUGUGGCUGCUCUCAAGAUGGGGAACUGCUAGCCUGUGCCUGGCUGCCCUGCUUGGGUAUGUAGGAGCCAAGGCAUUCAGCAUCAGCAGCCUUCAUUGUACCUAGCUGUGCCCUUGGCACACAGAGUCUGCUCAGGCUACAGCAGCCAUGGCAGGGGCAGAGCUGGUCCUGCUGCUUGGAGCUGCAGGGAGAGGAACCCCCUGCCUGGGAUUCCAGGUGGAGCUUUUCCCCUCCUCUGUGCUCUGGGCACUAGUGCCUGGCCAGCCCUAGCCCCAGGCCAGCCCUAGCCCCAGGGGCAGCCUCCUGAGGGCCCAUAAGCCCAGGGCACCUCCAGGCACAGAGGGUGCCAGCUGCUGCUGCAGGCCCAGCUUAUACCUGCUAAGAGGCCUCCAGGCAGCACCUUCCCCAGCACUGAACUCACUUUAAGGGAGGGGCACUGAGUAGACUGCGCUUAGCAUAAGCUGGGCAGGUCCCAUCCCCUCACCCCAGAACAAUGUGUGACCUAGGGAGCUACAUCUAGCCCCCACCCCCAUGACAGUUUAGAGAGCACAGGGGCUGAUCCUCCUCUAGCUGUUGACAAUUUGCUGUGGUUAUUUAUUUAGGAACAUGCUUGUCAUGCCUGGCUGCCGCUGCACCAUGCAGCAUCUGAAUAAAAUGUUUGGUCCUACAGUG